GACGCGUUCAGAGUGAAAGAGGAGGAGGAGGAGGAGAUGACUGUCGCAGUGAAAGAAGAGGAAGACAUUUUUGGAAUAAAGGAAGAGGGGGAGAUUACUGUCACAUUGGAAGAAGAAGAAGAGACUGGAGAUCUGAUUAACAACAGAGAGAGACCAGACUCUCAUUCUGACAGACGCAAGAAGAGUUCUUCGGGGGAACCAGACCCAGAGACGGCCAAACCAGUGAGACGACACCACUGCUCCCAGUGUAGUUUGAGUUUUAAGUGGUUAUGGAAGCUUAUACAGCAUGAGGGGACACACACAUGGGAGAAACCACACCACUGCUCCCAGUGUGGAAAGAGAUUUACCCUGUUAGGGAACCUGAAAAAGCAUAAAGGAAUACACACAGGAGAAAAGCCUUUCCAAUGUUCCCUGUGUGGAAUGGAUUUUACCCACGAUCAGGGCACCUAAAAU
Molecule: messenger RNA, 453 nt
Organism: Coregonus clupeaformis (lake whitefish)
Lineage: Eukaryota; Metazoa; Chordata; Actinopteri; Salmoniformes; Salmonidae
Product: zinc finger protein 154-like
Exons: 2
Coding region: 37-450 (137 amino acids)
Biological process (GO): regulation of transcription by RNA polymerase II
Molecular function (GO): RNA polymerase II cis-regulatory region sequence-specific DNA binding; DNA-binding transcription factor activity, RNA polymerase II-specific
Source: RefSeq, a predicted model, not a curated record